GCGUCUGCGUUGAUUCCCCGGCGGGACGUCCCGCUGGCGGAUCUGGCGUUAGUUGCGUGCGCUGUCGUCUCGCCGCCUCUCCGGCCGCUGGCUACACGCGCGCGCGCGCUCACACUUUCGCUGUCUGAUUCCCUGACCGGUCGCGGCGCUUAGAAGAUUCCUAGGCGGCGGAAAAGGCGUACGCCGGCCUUCUCGGGAUUUCUCUCUUUUUUUAUUUCUUUCUUGUUCAGGUCCAUCCGCACUUCUUCGCAUUCGAAGUCGCCGGCGUCGGAUAUGUGGAAAGACUCUUCUUCUCGUUCCGUUUAAAGGAGCUGACGUCGGCGCAACGCGGUGAGAGUGUGUUCUUCCUGCGGCGCCUUCGUGCGCGCGCUGGCCACUGAGGAGUGCGCCGCGCUGCCGGCGGUACCCGCCGCGUUGCGUCGUUCGUGUGCUGCUGGCGGCUGUGGGUUUGUGUUCGCGACGACCGAAACUACGACGGAUUGCCUGGUUUUCUUCUGCCCAUGGAUUUGGAUUUGACCAGAUAGACGGAAAGGCCGUUGAAGACCUGACCCACGCCAGUGACCAUGGCCCGCAAGCAACUCCUGGUAGCCUGGAAGGCCCUACGGAGGGUUCUGCUACUAGCAUUCGUCUGGAUAGGCGUCUGCUACGCCGUGUUCCACUUUACUCACGGAGCCGGCAACUCGUUCCUCAUCGGACCAUUUCAGAGAUCGUUGCUACAGACGGCUGCGCCGCCUGAACAUCACGUGCCCGUGGAACCGCUCAAGUCCGUACCCACCUCGAAACUGGAGUCAUCGACGGCUUCGCGACGCGACACGACGCCCGAUGGAAAAGCGCUCCUCGAUCUGCGUCCUCACAUCGACAUAUCCCCGUCCGUCUCCAUGAAAGAGUUCCUGUCAAAGCUGUCCAACAUGUCCAACAUACCUAGGGCCUACUGGGAGAACGGUCGCAGGCCUGCCAUCAGCUCCAAGAGUUGCGUCAAGUUUCCUGAGCUGUACGACAUUGCCUUCAACAACUUGUACUGGCAAAAGCUUUCCGCUAAAAACGGCACAUUCUACAUCUACGGCGCGUACUUCGACAACAGGUCACGAGUCGGCAACGUACCCCUGGUUCGCAUCCUGGUGAUGGCUGACAGAGUGAAGCCGCCGCCGACGCUGUGCCAGCUGUGGUACAACAAUGCUGCCUACCCGACGAUAUCCACCACCAAGUACACCUACGCGUGGUACUCCAAGUGGGGCAACUACCAGGACGGCAUCCUGCAGCCCUUCAUCGUGACCUGUAAGGCGCCCUACCUGAACCCGAAGCGAGAAGCUCCCCUGAGCGUGUCCCUCGUGGAAAAGCAGUGCGACAAGCCCACGAACAACGUGCGCGUCGUGAACAACCGGCCGGCCGUCAAGCAGGACUUCGCCGUGUGCGUCAAGGGUCUGGACUUCCUCAAGGACGACCUGAGCGUGCGCCUGAUCGAGUGGAUAGAGCUGCUUAACAUACUGGGUGCCAAGAAGAUCUUCCUGUACGAACUCGAGAUUCACCCCAACAUAUCUAAGACCCUUCAGUACUACCAGCAGAAAGGACUGGUCGAGCUCACGCCCAUCACAUUGCCCGGAGGCCAGCCCAACCUGCCGGGCCUGCGGCACAACUUCCUCAGCAUGAAGCUCACUCACAAGCGCCAGAACGAGCUGAUUCCGUACAACGACUGCCUCUACCGGAACCUCUACUCCUACGAGUACAUCGUUCUCCUGGACAUCGACGAGGUCGUCAUGCCCGUGCAGCACCACACUUGGAAGGAGCUCAUGAGUGACGUCGUGCCCAUGGCCCUGCAGCAGAAGAACUACACGAGGGCCAGCUACAACGUCCGCAACGUCUACUUCCUCGACGACAUGAUGAACGAAGAAACUAAGCACACCGUGCACGAGGUGGGCAUCCCGGGUUACAUGCACAUGCUGCAGCACGUGUACCGCGCCAAGAACUUCACCAAGCCGGGAUCGUACGUCAAGUGCUUCCACAACGUGGAGCGCAUCGUGUCCGUGCACAACCACUUCCCGCUCAACUGCUUCGGGACGUGCACCACGUACAGCAUUGACACGCCGUACGCGCAGUUGCAGCACUACCGCAAGGACUGCGUGGGGCCCCUGAAGAAGAGCUGCAACAGUGACUUCAAGGUCUACACUGUCAAGGACACCACGAUAUGGAGGUACAAGGACGAGCUCAUACUGAGGGCCACCAAGGCACUUAAAGACUUAGGCUUUUUCUCAUAGCAUCUAGUGAUUAAUUAACUUCAUGCUAGAACAACAAAUGAAACCGUGUUCGGGGACCACGUCAGGACGUAGUGGUUCGAGUGCAUAUGCCCCGGCGUCGACGUCGUGCUGCGAAGGAGUGUCACGACGCGACCCGGACUCGCGCACCGUAAUCCACGGUGCGUCUGGUGAUCGUCUGGUGAUCAAACGUGUGUGUGGUGUCGCUGGUAAUGCAAGUCUCGGCCGUUCGUGUGCCUGCGGUGUGUGUUGUGCUGUGCUUUUUGUGCGCUGCUUUACAAGUCUCUGUGUGCGUGUGCAUCAAGGGCACUUAAAAGACACCGACCACGCUGUGUCGUGGCGUCUAGUGAUUCGCUGUCGUGGCGAGUGUGAUUACAUCAGCUCGAGCUUCUUCGCUUCAGUGCCUAAAGUGUGCGGGUUCUGGGCCCACCGUUUAAGUGCUCGGUUACAGACUGCCGAAGGAAACCCUGUGACUUUUGAAGGGGAAGGCCUAUGCGACCUUUCUCAAGGAACUGCGUAUAGUAAUUGCGUGUCGUGCCUGGACAACGUGUGCUGUGUGUUGCGCCUGUCAUGUGUUGACUGCAUUAGCACCUUGUUCGACGGACUUUUUUUUUCUUUUUCUUGUGCCAUAGCGUUCCUCGAGUUCCGCGCGUGUGGUGAGAGUGCAACGACUGUUCAUGACGUCAAGAGUCUUAAGGAAUUGUGUACGUUUCUUUUGGUCGAGCCUGGUGAACACAAACUAUUGUUGAAACUUUUGUUGCUAGUACAGUCUGUCUUCUUUGUCUCUGUUACUUUUCUUUUUUUUUUUUUGCUUCCGUCAAUUGUACAGACUUUGUCCCGUUCACGUGGUGGAAGUUGCGAAUGGUGUUUUUUGUCGCAAUGUACAAAGACUAACACUCAUUUGUGACGUUAGAGUAUCGCUGAUUAUGUUGGAGUUUAUCUUGCUCGAGUCGUAGACGUAAUGCAUUCAUUCCGUUGGUUCUCGACUGUGCGACUGUGGUUGGGCGAACUUUUUUUUUAGUACAUUGCUUAGAGCGCCUGCUAUAUAGUUUGGUUAGUUGUUGCGUUGAAUUGUUUCUCACUUAAGUGUGACGAGAGCGUCACACCGCCUUUUAUUUCUAUUCACUUUUUGUCGCGUUCCAGACGCGCGUAUUUAUUACUGUGAUUCCGAGCCCGGGUCGUAGAUACGCCUGGGUGGGACUUAGUUAGGCUUAGAAACUGGAGUGGCUACUUGCGGCUACUCCAGCGCAGUAUUCAGCGCCGACGUUGUGGCGUUUUCUGUACAUAAAUACCAUUCAGGAAAAAAAAAAGUUAUUUCGAAAAAAAAAAGUGCUGGUCAUUAGUGAG
This is a messenger RNA of Rhipicephalus microplus (southern cattle tick), 3596 nucleotides long. RefSeq lists its product as uncharacterized. NCBI's taxonomy places the organism in Eukaryota, Metazoa, Arthropoda, Arachnida, Ixodida, Ixodidae. Gene Ontology annotation, molecular function: glycosyltransferase activity. The record is from RefSeq and is a predicted model, not a curated record. Gene Ontology annotation, cellular component: cytoplasm.